GAAGUCAUGUCUGGCAGAGGAAAACAAGGCGGAAAAGUUCGUGCUAAGGCGAAGACACGUUCUUCCCGAGCUGGUCUGCAGUUCCCUGUCGGCCGUGUGCAUAGGCUUCUUCGCAAGGGUAAUUAUGCCGAGAGAGUAGGGGCCGGCGCACCCGUGUAUCUGGCAGCGGUGUUGGAGUAUCUGACUGCUGAGAUAUUGGAGUUGGCUGGUAACGCUGCACGCGACAACAAAAAGACCCGUAUCAUUCCUCGCCACCUGCAACUUGCCGUUCGUAACGACGAGGAGCUCAAUAAACUGCUCGGAGGGGUCACCAUUGCUCAGGGAGGUGUUCUACCCAACAUCCAGGCGGUGCUCUUGCCCAAGAAGACCGAGAGCCACAAGCCUGCCAAGAGCAAGUGAGUGCGGUAACC
Messenger RNA from Spea bombifrons (plains spadefoot toad), 410 nucleotides. RefSeq names its product histone H2A type 2-B-like. Gene Ontology annotation, cellular component: nucleosome. The coding region runs from base 7 to 399 and encodes 130 amino acids. Gene Ontology annotation, molecular function: structural constituent of chromatin; DNA binding; protein heterodimerization activity. The transcript has a single exon. NCBI's taxonomy places the organism in Eukaryota, Metazoa, Chordata, Amphibia, Anura, Pelobatidae. The record is from RefSeq and is a predicted model, not a curated record.